AUUACGUCAGUGACAGUCAGUGGCAAUUGCGCAGUUAUAGAGAAUAAAAGUUCUGCGCAACAUUCUUAACGGAAGUGUUGGGCUCCGACCUGAAAUUGCAAAGAGAGAAAGUACUCCAGACUUACCAUAAGUAGUAGAGGUAACAAUAAACUAGUUGUUUGGAAAUCUUUGCUGCCUUGAAAAAUAUGGAAACCGAUCUACUGCAGAGCUUUGAAGACAUCGGAUAUACAGGGCCAUUACUUGAUCCUGAAAAAUUAUCAGAUGCUUUAAAUGGUGGUGCAAAAUCUGUAGAAUUUACGACUCUUGUAGCAUGGCUUGCAGAACAAUUGAUAACAUUCAAUGACUUGGAUGAGUCCAUUCAUCCUACUUCUUCGGCAGACGAUGCUAGUUCCUUCUUAUUAGAAUUAAGCUCUUUUCUGAAAGAACUUGGGUGUGUCAAUCGUCAAUUAAUGACUGGUAAUAUCAAUCAACGAUUAGCAACGAAACAAGAGAGAAUGAUAUUAUUAGAGUAUUUAAUCUUAGAGCUUAUGACCAGCAAGAUACUCGAGUGUAAAAAACCUACAAGCAAUUCACAGUUAGAAGUUACGAUUAGGGAAAGUAAUACUGCUAAAUCAUUAAAAGAAAUGUUGUUAGCUUUAAAAUUUCAAAAGCCACCAGACAAUAUAACUUCACAGUUACUCUUUAACAAAGUAGAUGCUAAGUUAAAAGAAAUUGUUGAAAAAGCUCCUGCUGAUCUGUUAGGUAAACCAUUAUUUUUUGGAGAAUUGUCAAAUGCUCAGUGGGAAAAAUUGGAUAAAUUGCAACAAGAUUUAAAUGAGGAAUACAGAAUACGACGAGAAAUGUUACUUAAAAGGCUGGACGUUACCGUUCAAUCAUUUCUGUGGUCUGACAGAAUAAGACCAAAGGGAGAUCAGCUAAAUGCUUGUUAUCAAAGUAAAAGGGAUAAAAUGUCUGCGAAACCAAAUGUAACAAUUGCAGACUUACUAGCAGCCCGAGAUGAUUUGGCAGUAAUUGAAAAAACAAGUAAUGCGGUAGUUCGCAAAAAUACACGCAGUCAAGUGAACAAAGUCAUAAUUGGAGAUGUUCCGGAUCGAGGAGGAAGACCAUGUGACCAGGAACCACCACCACCCGAGAUGCCAUCCUGGCAGAAAGAUCGUGUGGCUGGACCACCUUCUUUUAGAGGAGGUCGAGGUGGUGGUAGAGGCGCUAGAGGAAAUACAGGAUAUAGAGAUCGCAAAGAUGCAUCUAAAAAUUUUGGACAAAACCAAGAUGCUCCACCUCAGCAACAAUACCUACAUCUUGAACAACAGCAAUAUAAUGCUGAUUAUGGUAACCGUGAAGGAUAUUAUGGUGAUAAUAAAGGCGGUAGCGGGUAUCAAAGAGGAAGCGGUGGUGGUGGAGGUGGCAGAGGUCGAGGCGGAAGAGUUCAAGGAGGUUGGAAUCAAGGUGAAAACUAUGGCUCUAAUAGUUAUCAACGUGGUUAUAAUCGUGGCCGAGGAAGUGGCAGACAACAUUAUUAAAAAUUAUAAUGACUGAUUAAAAAUUGCUUAGUUGUACAUGCUUAAUUUGAUAUCACGACUUUUACUGAUAUAAAAGUAACAGAAGGCUGAUUAUUUUCUUUGCUGCUAAUACGGUUGAGCUGCACUCUAUAGUGCCUCUGUCAAUACGUGCGACUUAUAAUUAAUGUUAAUUUUAAAAACCAUUAUAAAAUAUUAAUGUAGAAAUUGAAAAGAUUGCAUAAUCAAUUUUGAAGUCUCUGAUUCAAUCAGAAAGCAACAAAAAAAUUACUUUGAAAAUCCUCAUUAGUAUUGUAAUAUUACCACUAACCAUUAAAGCCAAUUGUUUAUAUAUAUUGAAGAGAUAUUUAAUGAAUUUUCUUGGAAAUUAAUAACACAAUAUUAUUGUAAGUAUAACUUAUUUAUAUUUAUUUAAAUAUCUUUGGAUUUUUCAAAUAUUCGUACUACUAAAUAAAGAUUAAAGUGAUAUAAUCA
Molecule: messenger RNA, 1991 nt
Organism: Cephus cinctus (wheat stem sawfly)
Lineage: Eukaryota; Metazoa; Arthropoda; Insecta; Hymenoptera; Cephidae
Product: protein FAM98A
Exons: 5
Coding region: 186-1520 (444 amino acids)
Cellular component (GO): tRNA-splicing ligase complex
Source: RefSeq, a predicted model, not a curated record